Molecule: messenger RNA, 3933 nt
Organism: Heterotrigona itama
Lineage: Eukaryota; Metazoa; Arthropoda; Insecta; Hymenoptera; Apidae
Source: the annotation of a GenBank genome assembly
AUGGCUUCAACAGAAGUCGCAAAUCUUUUUUCAAUGGCAUUUUCCUCUCUUUGGGCGAUUGUAGGUUAGAUUUAUGAAUUAACAGUUCCCAAUUUCGCAAGGGGGUAGGUGUCACCCUACUUUAUUUCCGACAAGAAAUAUUUUUUGAACGAUCUAUGAAGAUAUUUGAAAUUUUAUAUAACAAUGCAAUUUUCUUUAUUCCCUUUUUUUAUGACGAGGGACGAAGCAGUUUUCAAUGACGAUUACGAUUUGCUCGUGUCAACCCUUCCAUGUUUAGACAAACUUCAAAACAUUAUCGCGCAAUUUCCUCGUCGGUUGUAGUACAAAAUUAUGAUAAAGACGAAUAGACAUGAAACGUAAUAUCAUAUUAAGGAAUUAAAUAAUUUAACUCUUCAUGAGUAACUCGGUAGUCUGAUUGGCCGACGAAUUAUAACAUUAAGUUGAUGUAUAUAAAUUGUCUUGAAUUUCCCUGUUGGAUGAUUAAAUUAUUUUAUUAUUAUUUCCUGUAUAGAUAGUAAUAAUGAUGGUAAUGAUAUUAAUGUUGAUAAUAAAUCAAUUCAAGUUCUCACAGUUGUUAUUUAAUUUUUUUUACUAUCUGCUUUUUCGAUGAUCAAUUAUUUAUUAUUAAUCUUUCGUCAAAUUUCAUUAAAUUGAUUAGUAUAAUUUAGAUAAAUUGUAUCGUAACAUAUUACGAAUUCGAUAAAUUAAAUUGAUAUUUGAUAAAUACUGAUUGAUCUAAUAUUAUUAAUAGUUAUAAGAUUGUAAUCAAUCACGUUCAUUGGACUUGGAUAUCUUGUUAAAAAUUUUCCAUAAACACGAUAAGGUUUCACAUUUUAAUGUAACAUCACGUACGUCUGAUAACAGUGUCUAUAUUAUUGGAGCAUUCUAAAUAAUUGUUACAUUAUUUACAUAAUUACAUAAAUUAACAAUGAUUCAUCUAUUCUGUUUACAAUUUGUUUCUAGUACAGUUCAAUAACUACAGAUUAUUAACAAUGGAAAGCAUUAUAUUAAAAUGAUGUUAUAAAUGUACAUAGUCUGUUAUCAUAGAGAUAUAUCCCAGAGAUAUAUAUAUGUAUCACAGAAAUAUAUACAGCGAACAAAGAUCAUUUAUUCUCACAAAUACUUCAUACUUAUUGGUAGUUGAAUCAAAUACCAAACAUGAAGCACCUACUGGCUGUCUAUUUAGUCGCAUGCAUUUUCUUAACAUUUUGCCAAAAUGCAUCUGCUUUGAACAAGAGUAUCCCUCUGGUAGUCAUUACUUGGGAUUAUAAAGAUGCUACGCAAAAAGCAUGGAAUGUUUUAAACAAUGAAAAGAGGAGCGCCCUAGAUGCUAUAGAAGAAAGUUGCAGUCUCUGUGAAGAGCAAAGAUGCAGGACAACUGUAGGGUAUGGAGGCAGUCCAGACGAAUCUGGUGAAACAACUCUGGAUGCUGUAAUUAUGGAUGGAGUAACAAUGGACGUGGGUGGUGUAGGACUAUUAAGAAAUGUGAAGAAUGCCAUUUCAGUUGCUCGUAAAGUUUUAGAAAAUACUAAGCAUUCUUUACUCGGUGGAGACCUGGCUACAAACUUUGCUGUGGAAAUGGGAUUCAAAAAGGAAUCCCUACAGACAGAAGAAUCAAAAAAAAUGUGGUUGCAGUGGAAAGCAAACACAUGUCAACCCAACUUUUGGAAGAACGUAGAUCCGGAUCCAAAAAGGAAUUGCGGCCCAUAUCAUUUAAGGAAAACGAGGGAGAAUAUCAUGGAGAAACACGUAUCGUACGUGAAUGAAGAGAACCACGAUACAAUUGGUGUUGUAGCUAUAGAUUCAAACGGACAUAUAGCAGCAGGUACAUCAACUAACGGAGCCAAAAAUAAAAUUGCUGGCCGCAUUGGGGAUUCUCCUAUAGCUGGCGCAGGUGCAUACGCUGAUCAAAAAGUUGGCGCGGCAGCUGCAACCGGUGAUGGAGACAUCAUGAUGCGCUUUCUACCAACUUUCCUGGCUGUAGAGGAAAUGCGUCGCGGAGCUACUCCAACCGAAGCUGCGACUACAGCAGUUAGAAGAAUUGCCGAGCAUUAUCCUACAUUCAGUGGUGCUGUGAUUGCGAUAAACAAAGACGGAGACUACGGAGCCGCCUGCAACAGAGUCAACAACGGUUUCCAAUACUACGUGGCCAAUCCUGAACUUGGACGAGCAACGAUGCACCUUGCCAAUUGCAUAAAUACCGAAUAUGAUAACAUACGUGUGCAAUAACAAAAAUGCCAGAAACAACAGAGGAGGACAUGGGAAUGUCCGUUCGUUUAACGAACGAUGACUUCCGGAAGCUGUUGAUGACACCAAGGGCAUCUGUCCCAUCUGCAACUCCUGCUUCAGUACCUGGAACUGCUAGAGAUGCCAGCGCGAAGACUGCACAGACACCAAACGUCAGUGGUGGUAGUCGUGCAGAGUUACGAAGGAAGAAGAAGAGUUUCUAUGCCAAGCUGAAGAAGCAAGAAGAGGAUAAGAUGGCCGAGUUGGCGGAGAAAUACAGAGACAGAGCUAGAGAGCGCAGAGAUGGCACGAAUCAAGAUUAUCAAGCAGAGGAUCCGAUGAACAGCGCCAGCGCAUAUCGCGCAGUUGCACCAGAUUUGAAGUCAGGAAUGGACGCGGCAGAGCGCAGAAGGCAGAUGAUUCAACAGUCAAAAUUCUUGGGAGGUGAUAUGGAGCACACUCACUUGGUAAAAGGCUUGGAUUACGCUCUCCUCCAAAAAGUACGCAGUGAAAUAGAAGCGAAGGAGCAUGAACAAGAGCAAGAAAUGGAAAAGUUAGUGAAACCAAAGGAAAAGAAGGACAAGAAAGAGGGAGAGAAGAAGGACGACGAGAUGCAGUUCAAAACCAAGAUAGGGCGCAAUGUUUAUAGAACAGUUAUGACCAUGAAGUCCAAGCAGAUUGAAAGAAAUGAAUUAUUCACUCCUGGCCGUAUGGCUUACGUGAUAGAACUAGACGAUGAAAAUACAGAUGUAGACAUACCAACGACUCUGAUUAGAAGCAAGGCGGAUGUGCCUACUAUUGACAAUACUCCUACCCUGACGACGAACGACAUUGUAAUAAAUAAACUGGCGCAGAUUUUAUCCUAUCUUCGUCAAGGUAGCCGUCAUGGUAAGAAAGGAAAGAAGAACAAAGAUGGAAGGUCUAGACCUGACGAUAUGAACGACAUGGACAUUGCUCCGAGGCCACAGGACGAAAGUAUCUAUGGAGACAUUGGUGACUAUGUUCCGACCAUUGAUAAGAAAGAUUCGAAUCAGCCAAGAGAGAAAAAGAAAGGUUCUUACUUUGACAAGCCUGAGACUGGUUUGGACACGGAUGAUAAAGCAAAUACACCACAGUUACCAAACGUUGCGCCUUCCAAUUCAGAUAUUAACGCUCCGAAGAAGGGUGCUCUCCUCAACAAAUUAGCUGCGGAGCCAGAAGGCUAUGCAGAAUGUUAUCCAGGGCUGGAUGAGAUGCAAGACGCCAUAGACGAUUCGGACGACGAGGUAGACUAUACCAAGAUGGAUCUUGGUAACAAAAAGGGCCCAAUCGGCAGAUGGGACUUUGAUACACCUGAAGAGUACAGCGAGUACAUGAACAACAAAGAAGCUUUGCCGAAAGCAGCGUUCCAGUAUGGUGUGAAAAUGGCUGAUGGAAGAAGAACGAGGAAGUAUAACAAAGAAAAGAAUGAAAAAGCUGAAUUAGACAGAGAAUGGCAGAAGAUCCAGAACAUUAUGAACAAAAGAAAGCCCACAACGGUGUUGGACGGUGCAUCGGAAUUCAAAGUCCCUAGAUAUUGAAGCGCUUUUUGAAUUAAUUUCAAUUAAAGUAAUAUGAUACGUAGUAUGUACGCUAUAUAUGUACGUGUAGGAUCUUACAUAAUUUGUUUAUGGCUAUCACUUGUACAAAAUCAGAGGCACAAUAAAAGACUGUAUAAUAUUUUUAAAA